Leptosomus discolor (cuckoo roller) is the source of this 391-nucleotide messenger RNA. The record is from RefSeq and is a predicted model, not a curated record. NCBI's taxonomy places the organism in Eukaryota, Metazoa, Chordata, Aves, Leptosomiformes, Leptosomidae.
GGAGCAGAACAGCAGCAAGGCCGAGCAGGUCCUCGCCGAGGUCGCCAGGGCCAUUGGCCGGUACCCUGUGGACUUGCGCGGGGCUCGGAUCCUGACGGGCAACGAGGAGGGCUCCUUCGGCUGGAUCACCGUCAACUACCUGCUGGAGACGCUCGUCAAGUUUUCCUUUGCAGAGAAAUGGGAACAUCCGUGGGACACGGAGGUUCUCGGAGCUCUGGACCUUGGGGGUGCCUCGACACAAAUAACCUUCCAGCCUGGAGUCACCGUGGAGGACAAGAACACCUCCGUCUUCUUCAGGCUCUACGGCACCAACUACUCGCUCUACACCCACAGCUACCUCUGCUAUGGGCAGACGCAGGCCUUGAAGAGGCUGCUGGCAGCUCUCCACCAG